This is a messenger RNA of Leptosia nina, 4131 nucleotides long. The record is from the annotation of a GenBank genome assembly. NCBI's taxonomy places the organism in Eukaryota, Metazoa, Arthropoda, Insecta, Lepidoptera, Pieridae.
AUGAUGAAACGUACGGGAGCCAGGCUGGGCCCAGAUGACCCGGCCGGGCCUUUGCAGCAGACUCCUACUCAGAUACAACAAGCUGGAGCAAGUAAUAUGCACGCUUUGGCGCAAUCUGCCCAACCUCAGAUGUUAGGUGCAACAACGAUGCUGUCGGUGGGAAGCGCAUUCGGGCGUGGCCCGCCCCGCCCCGGCGCUCCACAGGUGAUCAACUACUUGAAGGCGAAUACUGUGCAGUACGCGCCGCCCAAACAGCCACAAGUUCCGCCCAGGCUUAAGCUAGUCUCCCAACAGACGAACAUGGGCAUCGGAGGCCGUCAGUCCCCGGGUGUCGGUGUGGUGCCAGUGGCCACGGGGGCAGGAGGCGCCUCCUUCCAGCGCCUCAAAGUCGAGGACGCUCUAUCGUACCUCGACCAAGUCAAGUACAAGUUCAACACUCAGCCGCAGGUGUACAACGACUUUCUGGAUAUCAUGAAGGAAUUCAAGAGUCAGACUUCUAAUUACAGUAUCGACACGCCGGGCGUUAUCACCCGGGUAUCGAACCUGUUCAAAGGCCACCCGGAGCUGAUUGUCGGCUUCAACACUUUUCUGCCACCAGGCUAUAAGAUCGAGGUGCAGAGUAAUGGACAGGUAUCGGUAUCAAUGCCGUCUCCCACUGGAUUAGGAGUCGGGGUCGUCCCGGUUGGCCCCGUGGGGAACGUGACAAAUGUCCCCUCCGGGCCACACACGCCCCAUGGUCCCGUGGCCGGGUCCGGCUCUGUAUUGCUGGGAGUUCAUCAUGCGCCGGCGCAACCGCAGCUGGUCCAUUUAUUGCCGGUUCAACAGUCGGUCAGCCAAGUGGUGCACAAUCUGUCUGUAGCCCCAAGCGCUGCAAAUACACUACAUCAUAUCUCCCAAGCUCAUCAGCAAAUUGAAGCAGCAGCUAUACACCAUACGAGUGGUGGACCGACAAACACGAGUGGCAGCCAUUCAACUGCAGCUGGACAGCCGGUGGAGUUCAACCAUGCCAUCGAAUAUGUUAACAAGAUCAAGUCUCGUUUCUCCCGACAACCGGAUAAGUACAAACGAUUUUUGGAGAUCCUUCACGCGUACCAGCGCGGUCACCGCGACGUCAAGGAGCCGCAGGCCAAGCAACAGACGGAACAGGAGGUUUAUUCGCAGGUUGCUAAACUGUUUGAAAACCAAGAGGACUUGCUGGCCGAAUUUGGCCAGUUCUUGCCUGAUGCUAAGGCGGUCACCAAGCCGCCACAUUGUCCUCCACACGCCAGAUCGCCACCACCACCGUCCCGAGUGGAGCCCGAACCUGAAAGAUUCACAGCAGCAGCGGCCGUCUCGCCUCCGCUGCCACAGCAUACAAUACAUCAUCAACAGGUGCCGAAACACACGAGCACAAGUAACGUGAGCGCCCCGCCGCCGCAGCAUCAUCAUCUCAAGAGAUCGCCAAGUUUUUCAUCUUCAACACCGCUUGCAUCUGGCGCUCCCCCACCCAAAAAACCCCGCUCCUCGGGCUCUGGCUCCGUACCGCCCAGCACUCCGCCAACAAGCCUCCGUGACGUCUCUUACGCCGAGGCGGCGAAACUGGCCACUGCGCACGAGUACAACUUCUUCGAUCGCGCAAGAAAAGCACUUAGAUCGCAACAUGUUUAUGAAAACUUUUUGAGAUGUCUUCUUCUAUUCACGAACGAGAUAAUAUCGUCGUCAGAACUGCUAUGCGUUGUCCAACCGUUCCUGUGCCGACACCCGGACUUGCAGAAGUGGUUACAGGACUUCUUAGGACCUAUUUCACCGCCGCAUACGCCUACUGCACCACAUUCAGUUUAUAACAAUACAGGCGUUACCUCCACGUUGCUAGGAUACGAGAGGUCUCGCCUGGGAUCCGAUACCAAGUCGAGGGUGGAACCGCUCGUGCCCAUUCAUUCAACGUUGCCGCUUUCAACGCCGCUACGUCAUGACAGGCCACAGACUGACACUAAUAUGGAGCUAGAUCUAUCAACGUGCAAACGUCUAGGGACGUCGUACUGCGCGCUGCCUAAGGAGGCUGCUGCAAGGAGAUGCUCCGGAAGAACUCCGCUAUGCAAGGAGGUACUAAAUGAUACGUGGGUGUCAAUCCCGACUUGGAGUGAAGACUCGACAUUCGUGACGUCACGUAAAACACAAUAUGAAGAGUACAUAUACCGGUGCGAAGAUGAAAGAUUUGAGCUUGACGUCGUAAUAGAAACGAACGCGGCCACCAUACGCGUCUUAGAGGGCGUUCAGAAAAAGCUAUCGCGCAUGACGUCUGAGGAAGUCGCCAAAUACCGCCUGGACGACUGUUUAGGCGGUCACUCCCCUACCAUCCACCAGAGGGCGCUCAAGAGGAUAUACGGUGAUAAGGCUGUGGACAUCAUAGCUGGUCUCAAGAAAAAUCCAUUUGUGGCUGUCCCAGUUGUGUUGAGGCGUCUCAAAGCCAAGGAGGAAGAAUGGCGGGAGGCUCAGAAGGGAUUCAACAAACAAUGGCGAGAACAGAACGAGAAAUAUUAUCUAAAAUCGUUGGAUCACCAAGGGAUCAACUUUAAACAGAACGAUCUGAAGGCGAUGAGGUCAAAAUCACUAUUCAAUGAAGUGGAAAGCGUGUACGCAGCCAGAAGGCCCGGUCCGCAUUAUAUCGCCGAUUACAAUAUGACCAGUCGGCAAGAAGCGAUAAAAAUAGUCCGUGACGCCGCAGAGCUCUUAAUCCACCACGCCAGGCGUCAAACAGCGAUACAAAAAGCGGAGAAGCGUCGAAUCAAGCAACUGUUACGGCAAUUCCUGCCCGAUCUCUUUUCACAUCCACGGCAGCCAUUAUCUGAUGAUGAGAGAGAUGAUGAAGAAAAAGAAGAAGUCAGGAGCCCUGGCAGUCCCAACGCUGGACAGAAUGACGACAAAGGUGUCAAACAGGAGAAACAAGAGUCAUCAGAGUCUGACAAUGCAUCAGAUAAGAGCACGAGAAACAACAAGAUCGACAAGGAGAACAAACCCAAGAACAACAAUAAUACUGAGACGAAAGAUUGUCAAAGUAUAAAGCGGAGUAGCAGCAACGAAGAUAGUGUUAAGUCUGAGGUUAAGAACGAUAUGGACAUUGAUAACGACUAUAGAGAUCAUCCGCCAAAUGAGGGUCGGUUCGUCUGUACCUCAUCGUGGUACCUAUUCCUUCGGCUGCACGCAAUACUCUGCUCGCGCUUAGCUGGCGCGAGGCGGGCUGCGUUAGCGUUGGCGGACGCGGAAGCGGCUGGAGCGACGACGCGACCGCCCAGCGUAGCAGCGGCGCUUCGUUUAAAACCGCACAACUUACCAUCCGAAGUGUCAUCGCCGGCGGAGUACUACAACACAUUGCUGGAAUUGAUAAAAGGCGUGCUAGAUGGCAACACAGAACCGUCCACCUACGAGGACGCGGCGAGGGAGAUGUUCGGAAUCAAGGCGUAUCCGGCGUAUACGCUGGAUAAGGUUGUGUCAACGGCCGUCAGACAGCUUCAGCACUGCGUGUCCGAGAGUUGGUCGGUUCGUGCGGCGGAGAUGGCCGCGCGUGGAGGAAUGCGGGGACCACUCUCGUACGUGUACAAGGCUGCGAAGUAUCUGCGCGCCGAACACACGACUUUCCUUGUAAAAGUGUAUGGUGGUGAUGAAUGCAAAGUUACGUUUGAGCUGCUCGAGCCAGCUGGUGAAGGUCGGACUUCGCCACAGCUCAACAACGAUGGCUCCAGGCUUUCACCCACAAAUCCGUGCGGUCGCGAAAACGGCACUAGUGCAGUGACAGCGACGGCGGCUUGGUCCCGCUACGCGGAGCGAUAUACGCGACCGGACACCACAGCUCGUUACCACAAGCCGGUGUUCCUUCGGCGCAACGCAAGGAAAAAUGGCGGCGGAGAAGUGAUCACCACGUCGACGACGGGCAUGAGGCACCCGCCGCCCACCGUCAGGCGACGGAAACCCUUACGGCUGCACGACCACUCGGAGUGCACCAUAUCCAAUCCUAUACGGUUCGUCGCCUGUCGCCCGCACCAACUUUACCGCGCUGGCUGUCUAUCCAGCGCAAAAGCGUCACACGAACGCCUCUCGAAGGCGAGAAAAGAGAGAUUCAGAGCUUGGUUAGCCUCCACACAAAGACCUACUUAA